Molecule: messenger RNA, 3845 nt
Organism: Scylla paramamosain (green mud crab)
Lineage: Eukaryota; Metazoa; Arthropoda; Malacostraca; Decapoda; Portunidae
Product: trace amine-associated receptor 8c-like
Exons: 9
Coding region: 482-1888 (468 amino acids)
Biological process (GO): neuropeptide signaling pathway
Cellular component (GO): plasma membrane
Molecular function (GO): G protein-coupled peptide receptor activity
Source: RefSeq, a predicted model, not a curated record
UGGUGUGGCCGAAUCGGUUUCGGUUUGUCUCCCUUCACGCUGUACCAAGUUCACCUGACAGGAUAGGCAGGGAGCGUAAGCCAGUGAAUUGCGGCCUUACGACGAAGAGCGGAGGGCCCUACCGUGUGUGUGUGUGUGUGCGUGUGUGUGUGUGUGUGUGUGGGCGGGGUGAUUACUACAACGUAAUACAAAGGACUGGACAAGGGCUGCGCUGCACAAUGAAUUAUACUACGCAUCUCGGCACGACACAAGUGAAUAUUCCCGCCCGGAGGAUGAGGAGCGCGAGGCGAGAGAGCAGCAAGGACCCGGAGACUCGCCCUCGCCUCGCCAGUUUGGAAAGAAGAGGACAAACAUGCUGGAAAGAAGGAAACGAUGCGCCAUUACGUGCGUUGGGGCGUCGCGGUGAACUGUGAGACAAAGGAGCGGAGUGUCAACAUCAUCACGUACUUGGAAAGGCGAGGCGAGGCUGAGAUUUAGUAACAUGGUGGCGAAGGAGACAGUGCCGGAUGUUACCAACUUUUCCUGCUGGAGUUCAGUGUUCCAGCACCCCGUCACGCCCUCCGCCGCCGACGUGGUGAAGGCGGUGUGCUCGUCCCUCCUCGGUCUCCUGGUGAUUGUCGUCAACAGCAUUUUCAUCUUCGCAGUGAACGGGAAGAGACACGCCAGACACUUAUCCUUCCAGCCUCGGUAUCUCCUAACUUCCCUUGGGGUGUGUGACCUCGCGAAGGGUCUGGUGGUGGUGCCCUUGAGCGUAUACCCGAGCCUGUACCACUGCUGGCCCUACCCGCCCCUGCUGUGCGCCGGACAAGCCCUGCUGUUGCCUCUGCUUCAUCACCAGGCCGCUGUUACUCUCUCCCUGCUGGCGCUAGACAGAUACUGGUGUCUGCUGCACCCGGCCAAAUACAGCAGCCAUGCCUCCAGACCCAUGUGCGUGGUGGUGGUGGUGGUGUCUUGGGUGGCGUGUGCUGGUCUGCAUGCCGCGGUGUACCUACCCACGCCUCACUUCUACUUCAACCACAUCUCCAGCCACACGUGCGAGCCCUACCACACCCUGAACGCCAAGGUGAUCAUGCUGGCCUGCACUGUCUACUUCCCCACGACUAUGGUGACCAUGUACUGCUUCGGGACUGUGUUUCAUAUGGCCCGCUCCUCCUCCCUGCAGCGUCUGGUCUCCGCCACCGUCACUACCCCUGAAAUCCUCGGUGGUGCUGUGAUGGAGAAAGUGAUGCUGGCUGAGCGACGGGAAAGCAUGAGGAGCUGUCGGGUGAUGGCGGUUGUGUCUCUUUCCUUCAUCAUCACCAUCACACCCUGGACACUGCGGCAGAUCAUCGCGGCCUGCACCAACUCCAGGAUCCCUGGGGGACUGGAGUACGGGGUGUGGGUGGUGAGCGUGGCGGGGGGCGUGGUCGUCAUCUUCAUCUUCUGGCUGCUGUCCGCGCCGCUCCGCCAGUCCACGGAGGAGACGCUGCACAACAGGGUGUGUUGUGGGAAUGUUUACUACAGCGACCAGGACGACAUCAGCCUGGCGCAGGUCCCCGUGCAGCCCAGCGGCCCCUGCAAGGCCACCACGCACAACUAUAACGGAGGCCACGCCGGCACCUGUCCCGCCGCCCGUGCCGCUCACAGUUGCAAUGUGACCCCCCGCCACCUAGCCAACGGGCGCCCCCCUGCCCCGCCCAUGGACCCCGCCGCCAUGGACCUGGAGGCCGUGGGGGAAAAGUACUGGGGGGAGAUUCUGGAGAGAACCGUGUCCUCCUCGUCACUUCACAACUUACAGAGGAUUUACCGGAACGGGUCCGGACCCCUGACGGACCUCCGCAACUUCAGCAGCUCGACAGCGCUUCCAGACCUGCGGCCCGGUCCGGUGCCCGCCGCCUGGCGCCUCUGAGCCGGGUGCGAGGCGCCGCCCUGUGACGCCCGCCUCUACCAGAACGCCCACGUCAAUGUAGAAUCGCAAUAUUUCUAGGCAUGAAAAUCAGACACCUUGUGGAACGUGUCGCAGAAAUGCGAUGGAAUUAAAAUCAGUAUUACGGCACUCACGGCCUGGACAGAUGAAAGAUGCUAUUCUCGAUGCAAAUAUUUUUAUACCAUAAUAUGAGAUGAAUACCUAGAGAUUUGUAUGUCGCGCACAAAAGCGUAGAGUAUAACACAGCAGCCCGCGUCCCCCAUGGCCGGGCCGCGCGUCUGGGGGCGGGGGCGGGACCCCCGACCAGAUAGUAGGCCACUCAUGCCAAUGAUAAUAACAAUGCAAUUAUAUAUAUAUAUAUAUAUAUAUAUAUAUAUAUAUAUAUAUAUAUAUAUAUAUAUAUAUAUAUAUAUAUAUAUAUAUAUAUAUAUAUAUAUAUAUAUAUAUAUAUAUAUUAUACACGAUUCCAGAAUUCGCCAAUAGAAAAUAGUAACUAUUUUUGGCAGUUGUACGUGCCAAAACAAUUUAAUUUCACUAAAAGUUUUCUUUGUGAGGGGCGGUGCGCGGCGGUGCAGUACCGGGCGCGGGUCACCACGCCCCCACCGCCCCCAAGGACAGGUGGGUCGUGGACCUGUUGCCUGGCGACCUGCGCGUCGGACACCUUCACUCUGCCUAACUUAGGAUAGCGCGACGCCAACACCUAAAUUGUAGUGUGAACUGAGAGGAACCGCCACGCUUCAGCAGCACAGCUUACCCGCCCAGCACCGAGGAGGUGUGUGUGUGUGUGUGUGUGUGUGUGUGUGUGUGUGUGUGUGUGUGUGUGUGUGUGUGUGUGUGUGUGUGUGCACAUGAUGUAGGUGUGCCGAAUGGAAAUAAGCAACGACUGGCCGGGGUAGCAAACUGGUGCCUGUGGGCGGCGCCGCGGUGUCGUGUUGGCCCGCGGCUGCUCGGGACAGGACAGCUUGCUGGAGCACUCGUAUAUUAUUUUUCCAUUAUGGCUAAGGACACGUAGCAUUAUGAUUUAGAGGAGAGCUAGGCUGCCGUAGUGUUCUAAGAUUACUGUACAUAACUAAUUCCGCUGCUCAACCACCCGAUGGAAACAAACAGUAAGCUUUUCUCCGCGACGUGUAUGGAUCAUGAGUGAGCUUAGUAUAAGUUGACGGCUCGUCUCACUCAGUGGCAGUUUAUUAUUAUGUACAGAAAGAUUCCCAUAUAUAGCUGAUAUAUAUAUAUAACUCAUAUUUACAACUCUGUGUUUAUUUAUCUCUUAGGAAUAUCCACAUUUUAACUAUUGUUCAGACUGACUACAGUGUUACCGCGCAGCUUGCCGCCCUGACGACGUAGUGGAGUGUUGAGUCCUUUUCUAAUAUUUAUAUAACAGUUACUAGAAGCUAAAACUAAGUAUUCAUAUUAUUAGUGUAAAUUGCGAGAGAGCGUUGAACUGGAGUCGUGUUACAUGCUUCUCUCUUCACCUGACAAAAUGAGCAAGAAUGAAGGAGCAUAGUGAGUGUGCAAGCCUCUUCAAAUAUCUCAAGAUGGUGUGUUGCUUAACAAACAGGACUACCUAAACAUCACCAAGAAGUAUCUGGAGGAUCUGCUGCCCUUCCUGCUUCACCUUCACCACCUGGACAGCCCACGAAUUCCUUCAGUUAUAAAUCACCGCCUUAUGAUCGGAGUGAGUCUUGUGGCAUCUCAUAGAAAACGCGGCGAGUCGGGGCGGUGGGUUGCCAGCUGCUGCUGUCCUGCCUCUCACUCCCGCGCAGGCAAUCACGAGGCAAGGGUUUAAAGGCAACUGUGUCUUGUCAUCCUUGUCAAGAGGCGUCUGGGCACUCACGGUCCACUAGUCAACUUGCUUGUAAUAAUCAGCCAUAUGCAAGUAUUUUGUAAUAUGGACAUUAACUAGGUGAAUAGUUACUUCAUUACAAAAUCCUGAAUCGAG